UGAUAUGAUGUGAGCUGCAAUUGUUGUUUGACGGGGAAGGAGGUGGGCCUGAUGGUUGUUGUUCGUCGACAAGAAAGGGGAAGGGCGGCUAGGCUCGACAGAGGGAGGGGGGAGCUCUGAUAGGGAGGAAAUUGGGGAAGAGGAAAGAAGAAAAUAGGUGACACGUGACAAGUUACUUUUAAAACAAAAUACUAAUUUUUCAAACCGGUAAAAAAAUUAUUUUGAGCAUAUACGGAUUAAAUUAAAGUGAGAUUGUUUUUAGAUUUCGAUAAAAUGCAAUUAUUUUGGGCAAAAGUAACAAAAAUGAGAUUAUUAAUUUCGAUUUUUUUUUUUUUUUUUUGUUGAUGUUGAGUCUUCGUGAGUUUGUGACCUAAGCCAUUUUUCUUAUUUGGUCUAUAUCUUCGACUUCUGACGUCCUUCAUCCUGAAGUACUUGAACCAAACCGUAGCUCAGAGUUGAGUAGAUUCCCCUCGCAACACUACCAAACAUCAUCCCGUGCUCCUCUUGUUCCUUUAUAUUUCAACACACCGUGCAUAAAUUCGUUCGAUCCCGCACUCAGCUCACUCAAUUCAAGAGAGAAAAAAAUGGCGAAACCUCGAAAACCCCCCAAAAAUGAAGCUUCCAAAUCCGAUUCUUCCUCCGCUGAAGCCCUCGUUCUUCAUCAGAAGCUUUGUCUUUCGAUUGACGUCAACAAUAAUCGAAUUCAUGGUUACACCGAGUUGGAGAUCGCUGUCCCUGAUAGUGGAAUUAUUGGCUUGCAUGCUGAGAAUUUGGAGAUCGAGAGAGUUUCUGUGGAUGGUGAGCCAGCAGAGUUUGACGUUUUCCCUCACUAUCAACCUGUAGAAAUUGAGAAUAGGUGGUGUUCUGUGUCAUCUGUCAGUUCUGCCGCGGAUGCUGCUGGUGUGACUUACAUAUCAGCCUUGGAAAGGGAAUUAGUUCCGAACCUGCUGAUCCUUUGCCGAAAGUCAAUUGACACAAGGAACCAACAGGAGGGACAACUGAUCCUAGAUGGCCUAGAAAAUGGGGGCCAAUCAAACGGCGAAGUGAAGCAGAAUGUAAGGUUGAUUAGAAUUGACUACUGGGUGGAGAAGGCAGAAGCAGGAAUGCACUUUAAUGAUAGUGUAUUACAUACUAAUAGCCAGAUAAGACGUGCACACUGCUGGUUUCCUUGUAUGGACGACAGUUUACAAUGCUGCUGCUAUGAUCUAGAGUUUACUGUUCCUCAUAACUUUGUUGCUGUUAGCAAUGGAAGGUUACUUUAUCAGGUUUUAAGCAAGGAUGAUCCUCCUCGUAAAACGUUUGUAUAUAAGUUGGAUGUCCCAGUCUCUGCACAGUGGAUAUCUUUGGCAAUAGCACCAUUUCAGAUUCUUCCAGACUAUCAUAAUAGCCUUCUUUCACACAUGUGUUUGCCGGGAAAUGUAUUAAAACUUCAAAACACUGUGGGAUAUUUUCAGAGUGCGUUCAGACAUUAUGAGAUUUACCUCAAAUGUCCAUUUCCAUUUGGGUCAUAUAAGCAAGUGUUUAUAGCUCCAGAGAUGGUAAUAUCCUCUGUGACUUUGGGAGCUUCAAUGAGUAUCUUUAGCUCUCAAAUCCUUUUUGAUGAGAAGGUUAUAGAUCAGACCAUAGACACAAGGAUCAAGCUUGCUCAUGCCCUUGCAAGACAGUGGUUUGGGGUAUAUAUAACUCCUGAGACACCAAAUGAUGAGUGGUUGGUUGAGGGCCUUGCUGGUUUCCUAACUGAUACAUAUAUUAAAGAAUUUCUGGGAAAUAAUGAAGCACGCUACAGACGGUAUAAGGCAAAUUGUGCUGUUUGCAAGGCUGAUGAUAGUGGGGCAACAACUUUGAGUCCCUCUAGCUCUCCGAAAGAUCUUUAUGGUACCCAGUCAGUUGGUCUUUAUGGAAGAAUUCGUUCAUGGAAAUCUGUGGCUAUCCUCCAAAUGUUGGAAAAGCAGAUGGGUCCAGAUUUGUUUAAAGGGAUUUUGCGAACUAUUGUUUCCCGUGCUCAGGAUGCUACUCGUUCACUGAGGACGCUUAGUACGAAGGAGUUCCGGCAUUUUGCCAAUAAGGUUGGUAAUCUUGAACGUCCCUUUCUUAAAGAAUUUUUUCAUCGUUGGGUGGAGACUUGCGGCUGCCCUAUCUUAAGGAUGGGGUUUUCUUACAAUAAACGCAAGAAUUUGGUUGAAUUGGCUGCUUUUCGUGAGUGCACAGCUACUCCAAGUGCAAUUACUGCUAAUACAAACAGUAACAUGGAUUCUGAAAAUCGGGAAGGCGAUAAUGGCUGGCCUGGCAUGAUGACGAUUAAGGUUCACGAACUUGAUGGUACACAUGACCAUCUCUUACCUAUGGCUGGUGAUGCUUGGCAGCUUUUAGAAAUUAAGUGUCAUUCCAGGCUUGCUGCUAAACGUCUCCAAAAGCCAAAGAAGGGUUCCAAACCUGAUGGCUCUGAUGACAAUGGUGAUACCGUUACCACUGUGGACAUACGCUCUGGGACAGAUUCUCCCUUGUUGUGGGUCAGAGCAGAUCCGGAGAUGGAAUAUUUAGCUGAAAUUCACUUCAACCAGCCUCUACAGUUGUGGAUUAAUCAGUUAGAGAAGGACAGAGAUGUUGUUGCUCAAGCUCAAGCAAUUGCAACACUGGAGGAGCUAUCAAAUAUCCCCUUCCCUGUUGUCAACGCUCUGAAUAAUUUUAUUGCUGAUUCAAAGGUCUUCUGGAGAGUCCGGAUUGAAGCGGCGUUUGCACUGGCAAAAGUUGCAUCAGAGGAGACUGGUUGGGCUGGUAUGCUUAAUCUUGUUAAAUUCUACAAAGCUAAAAGAUUUGAUCCUUCAAUUGGAUUGCCCAAGCCUAAUGACUUCCAUGAUUUUUCUGAGUAUUUUGUUCUUGAGGCCAUUCCACAUGCUGUAGCUACUGUGAGAACUGGUGAUAAAAAAAGCCCGAGAGAAGCUGUGGAGUUUGUCUUGCAAGUUCUAAAGUACAAUGAUAAUAGUGGUAAUCCUUACUCCGAUGUAUUUUGGUUGGCUGCUCUUGUUGAAGCAAUUGGAGAACUUGAAUUUGGACAACAGAACAUAGCUUUUCUAUCAUCAUUGCUCAAGCGGAUUGACAGGCUGCUGCAAUAUGAUAGGCUGAUGCCAAGCUAUAAUGGGAUCCUGACUAUUAGUUGCAUUAGAGCAAUAACGCAAAUGGCAUUGAAGCUUUCGGAAUUCAUUCCUCUUGAUAGUAUUUUAGAACUCAUCAAACCAUUUCAAGACUGCAAGGCAGUAUGGCAAGUAAGAAUUGAGGCUAGGAGAGCCCUUCUUGAUAUUGAGUUCUACUCUAAAGGCAUAGAUGCAGCAUUGUUAUUGUUCAUCAAAUUUCUGAAGGAAGAAUCAUCCUUAAGAGGGCAGGCAAAGUUGGGUGUACAUGUCAUCCGGCUGAGCCAAAUUAGUGCUGGGUCUGGAUCUAGUGAUGAUGUCAGGAGCCAAACUCUUGUGGCCUUGCUUCGUUUGCUUGAAAGCCGUGUAGCAUUCCGCAAUGUCUUUCUUAGGCAUCACUUGUUCUGCAUUUUACAAGUUUUGUCCGGCAGGCGCCCAACUCUAUAUGUUAUUCCCAGAGAUCACAUGCGUCAAACUGGCUAUGCAGAGAUUUGCAGUGAACAGAGGAAUACUUUCCUAGCUUUUAUCAAUCAAAUGAAGCCAGUGGAGCAUCCUAUUGAAAUUCAGAGCCCUUUUCAGGAUGGAAAUAUUGCUGAAGAAAUGUGCAAAGAUGUGGAUGCCAUUUCCAACAGUCAGGAGCAGAAAAUGCCAGUUCCGGAUGCAAUAGAUGUAGAUACUAUUUCCAAUACUCAGGUGCAUGUAGUACCUGCUUCAGAUGCAUUUGAAGAUGCUCAGGAAGCUGUUCAAGAUGCAGUUGCUGAUUCCAAUGUUCAGGUGCACAUAAUUCCAGCUCAGGAAGCUGUUCAGGAUGCAGUUACUGAUUCCAAUGUUCAGGUGCACAUAAUUCCAGCUCAGGAAGCUGUUCAGGAUGCAGUUACUGAUUUCAAUGUUCAGGUGCACAUAAUUCCAGCUCAGGAAGCUUUUCAAGAUGCAGAUACUGAUUCCAAUGUUCAGGUGCACAUAAUUCCAUCUCAGGAAGCUGUUCAAGAUGCAGUUACUGAUUCCAAUGUUCAGGUGCACUUUAUUCCAGCUCAGGAAGCUGUUCAAGGUGCAGUUACUGAUUCCAAUGUUCAGAUGCACAUAAUUCCAGCUCAAGAAGCUCCGAAGGAAGCAGAGACUCUCUCCAACAGUCAGAUGCAUAUAGUGCAAGCUCAAGAAGUUUCCAGAGAGGCAGAUGCUGUAUCCAUUAGUCAGGAUCGAAAGACAGCGGUUUUUAAAAUCAGGGUCAAACAAACAGCAAAUUCUAACAAAAGUGAAAAAAUUGACAUUUUGACUCAUGCCAAAUCUCAGGCUGGUCAUAAUGAAAUUCAUCCGGUAGCUAGCAGCUCUGUUUCUGUUGAUGCACCCCAGCAAAAUAUAACGGAAGCUGUUAGCAGAAGCAAUCAAAUCACAGAAGAAGUGAAUUCAUGCCAGGGUCGUGGGUCCCAUGUGACAGCCAGUAUUGGCAGCGCCAAGCUAGCUACAGAAGGUGAUGAGGUUGGGAAAGAGCUUUUGUGCACUGCUGAUUCCAGCGCCAUUCCAGCACUACAACAGCUUGAUGAUUGCUUAUCACCCAAUUUUUCCAAAGAUAAUCUUCUACAGGCUGAGGUGCACAAACAAGAAGUACAACAGUCACUGUCAGUUGCAGCUGAAGAGGUUGAUGUUUCACAGAGCACUGUAAAUCCAGAAUCGCAUGGGAAAAAGAAAUCAAAGAAGAAAGACAAGGAAAAGAAAAGAAAGCGGGGGGAUGAUCAUAAGAGCCACCGAGAUGAUCCUGAAUAUUUGGAGAGGAAACGUCUAAAGAAAGAGAAGAAGAAGAAGGAAAAGGAGAUGGCAAAAUUGCUGAAUGAUGAAAGGAAUGUUGUAUCUUGUGAUGGGCGCAGUAGAUUAGAAAAUGAGAAAAGAUUGUUUAGUAAUGACACAAAGGCUGUGUCAACUGAGUCUCUGGCUAAGAAUGAAGCACCUGCAAUGAACAUGGAAAGUAUUGAGCAUAGACCUUUCGGUCAGGAGAUACCCUUGGAGCCAACAUUAUCGAGAAGUAGGGACGAGUUUGAACACCAGAAGGACUCUGUUAGAUUAAAACCAGACGAACCUAAUGGACCAAAAUUAGUCCUUAAGGCAAGCGACAGUAAAUCUGGAGCACCUGGAGGAGGUGGUUCAGGCCACAAACUACGAAUCAAGAUAAAGACUCGAAAAUAAAACCCCCGUACAAGGUUGUAAUAACUACGAAACCUUGAAUGUAUGUUAAACUAUCUUCAACAGCCGUUGCAAAUGGUUUGUUCACGAGGGGACUGCCAUAUAGUGCAUUUUUCUUUCUAGUGGUUUGUUCCCGUUCUAAAUCAAUGCUAGCAAAGUUCACUUAUAA
Chenopodium quinoa (quinoa) is the source of this 5472-nucleotide messenger RNA. RefSeq names its product transcription initiation factor TFIID subunit 2-like. The record is from RefSeq and is a predicted model, not a curated record. Gene Ontology annotation, molecular function: zinc ion binding; RNA polymerase II general transcription initiation factor activity; metallopeptidase activity. Gene Ontology annotation, cellular component: transcription factor TFIID complex. Lineage: Eukaryota; Viridiplantae; Streptophyta; Magnoliopsida; Caryophyllales; Amaranthaceae. The transcript has 25 exons. Gene Ontology annotation, biological process: transcription initiation at RNA polymerase II promoter. Bases 585 to 5306 code for a protein of 1573 amino acids.